Molecule: messenger RNA, 2301 nt
Organism: Mugil cephalus (flathead mullet)
Lineage: Eukaryota; Metazoa; Chordata; Actinopteri; Mugiliformes; Mugilidae
Product: plexin-C1-like
Exons: 15
Coding region: 16-1701 (561 amino acids)
Biological process (GO): regulation of cell migration; regulation of cell shape; positive regulation of axonogenesis
Cellular component (GO): semaphorin receptor complex
Molecular function (GO): protein binding; semaphorin receptor activity
Source: RefSeq, a predicted model, not a curated record
AGGCAGAAGACAUGGAUGGUUUUCUUCAUUGGUACAGGAGAUGGACAGCUCAUUAAGCUUGCUGUGGACAGGAACUAUCACCCUGCUUGUCCCAUGGUGCUCUACAGGACCAAUGACGACCGCCAAGUGUUUCCCAAAAUACAACUGGAUCCAGUGGAUCAGAAACAUGUCUACGUGCCAUUUAGAAACCAGAUGAAGCGUGUGUCUGUAUCAAAGUGCAGCACAUACACAAAUGUACAGGAGUGUUUGUCUGCACAGGAUCCAUACUGUGUCUGGUGUGGAUCUAAACAAAGGUGCACAUUUGAAGACGACUGCCAAGAUUCUGACUGGUUAUCUAUUCCUGAUGAUUCCACAGAGAAAAUCAUUUCUCACAAAGUUCUAAAGAACCCCAGUGGAGAGAUCACACUAAAGAUCCAGACCCACCUGACUGUCAACUGGACAAAGGAUAACUUUGCCUGUGAAAUCUUUCCAUCACCUAGAGAACGUUGUACACAAAAGUUCCCACAAUGCACCUGCAGCCUAUCCCAUGGCUCAAUUCCUGCUGACGGCCUGCAUGUCACUGUAAUGAUGAGACUUGGGAAGACGAACCUUUCAGAGCGUCUGAAGCUAACCAACUGCUCUGACAUCAGUGGACCUCCAACUUCUGUCUUGUGUCAGCAGUGUGUCAGGGCUGGUUGUGGAUGGAACAUAAACAGCUGUUCAUGGUCUAAUGAAGGAGUGGAUAAUGACAGUGUUUGUCAAAAGUUGGAGCCUGGGAUGAACUUUUCUAAGCCAGAAAUCUCCUCCAUCUCUCCCAGUGUUGUGUCUUUCUACGGUAGAAACCAUGCCUUGUUGUCAGGUCAGAACCUCAUUAAUGUGACCAGAGUGAGGAUCCAGACAGACCUGGACUGUACUCCACAAGAAUCUCCUGUAUGGAACAAGACUGGUGUGAGUCUGACGUUCCACAUUCCCACUACAGAAAAGAAAGGUUUUGUCAAAGCAUGCGUUCUACUGCCUGAUGGCAGUUGCCACGGCAACGCUUUAAUCACCUAUCGAUCAACACCAUCCUGCACAGACAUUGUACCAAGCAGCACCUGGACCAGUGGGAAGAGGAAGGUCACACUCAUGGGGUCCCACUUGGAGUUUGUGGAAGGAAUCACACACAUCCACGGACAGACGGAAGUCCAACUUCCCACAACCAGCAGCAGUCAGAAACUCUCCUAUGACACACCUGCAGCUUUAAGGCCUCAGACGACUUCUAGCAGCACUGUGUAUUUGAAAGUAGCCAAUCAAUCCUUGGCCUGCUCCACAAAAAUAACCUACUAUCCAGACCCUGUGUUCACCACCUUCUCAUUCACAAGGACGGGGGACGGUUUUCGUGUCACCAUACAGAAAAAGGCAGAUAAACUAGAGAUGACAACAGCAGAGCUGUUAGUGUGGGGUAUUGAAGAAGGAAAGAAAUACCCUUGCAUCAUGGAAGAGAAAGAAACUGACAACCAGACUGACUUUUUCACCUGUGAGAUACAAAACACAUCCAGCUUUACAUUUCAGCACAUAGAGAUAAAGUAUGGUGGCCAGACAGUGCUGCUAGGUCCUCUGCCUUUAUUUCAUCAGGUCCUUCUGAUAAAAGUGCGUUUGAUGCUGAUACCUUGUGUCAUAGGUGUGUUAGUGUUUAUCUAUCGCUGGCAAAGGAGACGCACCUCUGAGAUGAACAUGCUCUGACCACAGAUGCCUAGCUCUCCAUCCGUUCUUACAGGGAACAAGUUCACCAGCUGCCUACACAUUUGUAUUAAAAGGCUUCUUUAUUUUCAAUUAAUAUUUUUUUAUCAAACACUUUCUUCCUGUCUCUGGUGGUUGAUUUGUAACUUUGUGGUGCAGAUGAGACUUCAGGCAGCCUGCUACCAGCCAAGAUUAAUCCAACACAAUAGUUUGUUUUACUCUUUUAUCAUUAUGUAUAUUUAUGAUACAGACAUCAGACCACUGAAAUCCUCAUCUCCUCUAAAUCACAACCAAAAAGAAAAUAAACAUAUUUCUCAAAAUCUGGAACUGCUCUAUUAAAGCAUCAGGCCAUUGACACUUUCUGAUACUACAGGCUAUACAGGUAGUACAUAUGAAGUCAUUGUAUUUUAGGCGAAAUAUUAAUAUUAAGAGACCAUUUGAAGUAGUUAUUACGCUGCACCUAUUAUAAGGUUUGACUACUUUUUUAUAUAAUUGUUAUGUUCUUUUUACCAAGUGUGUACUUCUAUAUGCUUUUUAAUGCCUAAACUGAAAUAAAUGCUUAUCCUAUUACUAUCUUGUAAUUAUUAAAUACUUUUAAUUGAG